Doryrhamphus excisus (bluestripe pipefish) is the source of this 2063-nucleotide messenger RNA. RefSeq names its product eukaryotic initiation factor 4A-I-like. Lineage: Eukaryota; Metazoa; Chordata; Actinopteri; Syngnathiformes; Syngnathidae. Gene Ontology annotation, molecular function: RNA helicase activity; ATP binding; nucleic acid binding. The record is from RefSeq and is a predicted model, not a curated record.
UUCACUUCAUGGAGCCGCCUCGAAGAGCCGUUUCGUUCGCAAGAGACACGUCACUAGGACGUAUAUAAGAAAAUUCCGCCAUAGUUUCUUUCUUUGUAAUAAUGUCGGCUGAGAACGAUAAUAGAGACAAUGGCCCAGAGGGCAUGGAGCCAGAUGGCAUCAUUGAGAGCAACUGGCAUGAGAUUGUGGAGAGCUUUGACGAGAUGAUCCUGCGCGAGGAACUGCUCCGGGGAAUUUACGCCUACGGUUUUGAGAAGCCUUCUGCCAUCCAGCAGAGAGCCAUUCUACCUUGUAUCAAGGGUUAUGAUGUGAUUGCUCAGGCCCAGUCCGGAACUGGAAAGACUGCCACCUUUGCCAUUUCCAUUCUCCAGCAGAUUGAUGUUUCCCUGAAGGGAACCCAGGCUCUGGUCUUGGCCCCCACCAGGGAGCUAGCUCAACAGAUCCAGAAAGUGGUGCUGGCUCUGGGGGACUACAUGGGUGCCAGUUGCUACGCCUGCAUCGGAGGGACCAGCAUUCGCAACGAAGUCCAGAAGCUGCAGGCAGAGGCCCCCCACAUCGUGGUGGGUACCCCGGGCCGAGUCUUUGACAUGUUGUCCCGCAAAAACCUCUCUUCCAAACACAUCAAAAUGUUUGUGCUGGAUGAGGCAGACGAGAUGCUCAGUCGAGGCUUCAAGGACCAGAUCUACGAGAUCUUCCAGAAACUGCCACCCAGCACACAGGUUGUCCUACUGUCGGCCACCAUGCCAGCCGAUGUCUUGGAGGUCACAAAGAAGUUUAUGCGCGAACCCAUCCGCAUCCUGGUCAAGAAGGAGGAGCUUACCUUGGAGGGUAUCCGCCAGUUUUACGUCAAUGUGGAGAAAGAGGAGUGGAAGCUGGAGACGCUUUGCGAUCUGUAUGAAACCCUCACCAUCACACAAGCCGUCAUCUUCAUCAACACCAGGAGGAAAGUGGACUGGCUCACUGAGAAAAUGCAGUCCAGGGACUUUACAGUGUCUGCUAUGCACGGUGACAUGGACCAGAAAGAGAGGGACUUGAUCAUGAGGGAGUUCCGUUCCGGCUCUAGUAGAGUCCUCAUCACCACUGACUUGCUGGCCCGUGGUAUCGACGUGCAGCAGGUAUCUCUCGUCAUCAACUACGACCUUCCGACCAACCGGGAGAACUACAUCCACAGGAUCGGACGUGGUGGUCGUUUUGGCCGAAAGGGUGUCGCCAUCAACUUGGUGACUGAGGACGACAAGCGCACCCUGCGGGACAUUGAGACCUUCUACAACACCACCAUCGAGGAGAUGCCCAUGAAUGUGGCUGAUCUUAUCUAAAAACAAACAUGUAUGAAUUUGCCCCUCCAUUUUUAAAAGCAAAAAAGCCCACAUCAACUUCACUUUCUUUUCCCACGCGAGGAACGCCCAUAUAAGGACGUUACAACCCAAUCAGAUGUCUUGCUAAUUUGCAUUCAUGUUUUAACCCUGGUGGCUGUUUUUGCACACUGUCUUUAGGAUUAUUACCAUCAUGAAGAGGAUGUGCUGCGUUGGACCACAACAGUGUUAAAACGUCAGUGUACAUAAAAGAAAAAUACGUAAAAAAAAAAAACAACAAACAAAACAAAAAACGUUGGGGGCUUCAGAGUACACAAUAAAAAGACCUGUAUAGUUAACGGCUGUUUUCAUACUUAUUAUGAUACACUGUUCAUGGCCCGUAGUCAAUGGAUGGAUUGCAGGUGAGUUAUGCUAAAUUAUUUUUAUCCCCCCUCUUAGUUUUGUAGCAUUUAUUUUUUAUUAAAAAAAACAUGGUGGCCACUUUGUGUGAACUACCUCAGCAGUGAAAUUAAACGUGUGUGUUAAAAGGACCAAAAUAAAGCGUCCCAGCAUAAUAACCUGUUCUCAUGUGGAGGGGAGGAUUUCCAUCUUGUUUAUACUUUUUUUUUUAAGUGACUAUUGACUUGUUAAUCUUUUUUUUUUGACACGGAAGACGGUGUAUAAAAUUUUUUUCUACAUUGGAUUCUGUAUAGUAUUUAUUUUUAAUGGUCUUUAAAAACAAUAAUAAAGGUGUCCUUUUUCACAGUGGAA